Molecule: messenger RNA, 340 nt
Organism: Bursaphelenchus xylophilus (pine wood nematode)
Lineage: Eukaryota; Metazoa; Nematoda; Chromadorea; Rhabditida; Aphelenchoididae
Source: the annotation of a GenBank genome assembly
AUGUUAUCCAACGCGAUUCUUUUCUUCAUGAUUCCUCUGCAAUUACCCGCAGUUUAUGGCCAGAGUAAGCAAGAGGCAUGCGCCCAGAUUUACGAUGAAAUAAAGGACUUUUAUGGCGAUGGAAUCCCCCCUGAAGUCAGUCGAGCGCUCCUCGAGAAAUUCAUCGAUUAUUACCAAGAUCCUCACAAAUUUCCGGAUGUAAGAUUUAAGUUUUGUAACAAGUUGACAAUAGUAGUUUUAGGUGAUACGAUCAUGCAGAAUUGGUUUUAUGAACUGCUUACUGAAACAAGAGCAGAGCGAUACUUUCAUUCCGAGGACUCCGUCUUGUUGUCGAUGCUGA